GCUCUCCAGAGCGGGCCAAGAAUUAGCUGUUCCAGACAGAAGCAUUGUAUCAGCAAUGUGGAGGAAUAGAAGGUUGAUGGCAUCACCUAAUGAGACACAUGAAGAGAAGAACUGUACAGAGCCAGCCAUUAAUGAGUUUCCUGAAGAUAUAUUUACAAAUAAAGAACGUCAGCAAGGAGGAAUUCUGCUUCAUAUCAUUGCCGCUCUUUAUAUGUUUUAUGCUUUGGCCAUAGUAUGUGAUGACUUCUUUGUUCCAUCCUUAGAGAAAAUUUGUGAGAAACUACAUUUGAGUGAAGAUGUUGCUGGUGCCACAUUCAUGGCAGCAGGGAGCUCCACCCCAGAACUGUUUGCAUCUGUUAUAGGUGUAUUUAUUACUCAUGGAGAUGUAGGAGUUGGGACCAUUGUUGGUUCAGCAGUUUUCAACAUCCUUUGCAUUGUUGGUGUCUGUGGACUGUUUGCAGGACAGGUGGUUUGUCUCACCCAGUGGGCUGUGUUCCGGGAUUCUGUAUACUACACAAUAUCUGUGAUCAUACUUAUUGUUUUCAUAUAUGAUGAGAAAAUAGAAUGGUGGGAAAGCCUUGUACUCAUCAUUAUGUAUUCAUUCUACAUACUUAUCAUGAAGUACAAUGUGAGGAUGCAAAAUUUCUUCACCCUUAAAAGCAAGAAUGUUGGAAAUGGUGACACAGUCAACAAUGAGCUGGAAGAUGGUAAUAAAUGUUAUACCUCUAGUUGUGAUGACCCAUCCAUUCCAUUACUAUGGAAAGUGAAGGGGAUACAGCAGUAUGGCAAGAACAGUGUUGUGAUGGUGGACGAGAUCAUCUGCUCCAGCCCUCCCAAGUACCGGUUCCCUGAAGCUGGGCUGCGGAUUAUGAUCACGAAUAAAUUCGGGCCGCGCACCAGGAUGCGGAUGGCAAGCCGGCUCAUCAUUAAUGAGCGACAGCGGUUAAUCCAAUCUGCCAAUGGCUCAAGCAAAGCACUUCAGAACAGGAGACAAGAGAACAUUGAAAAUGGAAACAUCCCUGUGGGGAACCAAGAGGAGGAAAGUGAACAGGACAGUCUAACUCCAUUUUCAGUGCCAGAUGGGAAAAUGAACAAAAUUAAAUGGCUUUUGACAUGGCCAUUGAUAUUCCUGCUCUUUACCACAAUUCCAAACUGCAGCAAACCACGGUGGGAGAAGUGCUUUAUGCUGACAUUCAUCCUCUCCACUCUCUGGAUUGCCUUGUUUUCCUACUUCAUGGUGUGGAUGGUGACUGUGAUUGGAUACACCCUUGGGAUACCAGAUGUGAUCAUGGGCAUUACUUUCUUGGCUGCAGGAACAAGUGUCCCAGACUGCAUGGCCAGCUUAAUAGUAGCAAGACAAGGCCUUGGUGACAUGGCAGUAUCCAAUACAGUGGGGAGCAAUGUCUUUGACAUUCUGGUGGGACUUGGUGUUCCAUGGGGUUUGCAGACCAUGGCGAUUGAUUAUGGAUCAACUGUUAAAAUAAACAGCAAAGGAUUGGUUUAUUCAGUUGCACUUUUGCUAGGAUCAGUGGCACUUACUGUGUUUGGAAUCCAUGUGAAUAAGUGGAAACUUGACAGGAAGUUAGGCAUCUACGUGUUACUUCUUUAUGCUGUUUUCCUGUGUUUAUCUAUAAUGAUAGAGUUCAAUGUCUUCACCUUUGUCAACUUCCCUAUGUGCCGAGAAGAACUUUAAACCACAACAAGGAGAGAGACUGAAAUUCUUCUGAUUACACAUGCUGUAAAUGACAGGAGGCAUUUCACAUUUCUAUCUUCUUUCCAUCAGUAAUUUGAGUGUCUUUCCUGCUUAAUCAGCUAACGAGCACUUUUACCUAUAUGGAAGGAAAGCAUACCUUUCUUUUUCUAUGCUAGCUGAAGGCAACCAAAGCAUUUUCCUCAUCUUUGGAUAUUGCUGCUUGGUUAUAAAGCUACAUGGAUCUUACACAGAACUCUAAAAGGACCCACUUCUGGGCAUUCUGUUGUGGUUUUCAUUCUCCUUUUGCAGACAAUCAACCACCACCAUCAAGGUUAGCAAGAGGAUGGGAGAAAAAUCUUUAUAGUUCUUUUGGUUUUGACAUUUACUUUCCGUGGAAGGAUAAGAGGCAAGUUCAGAACCUUUUUUGGCUCAGUCAGAAUAUUUAAACUACAGGACAAGAAAGUCCAAGGCACAUAUCAUGGCAUGUACUGUUGAGGAUCAUUUCCCCCUUCAAGUGCUCUGCUUAUGGAGAAACUGCACUGACAGUUUUUGAUGGCAGUGUUGGAUAUUUAUCACUCUGUUCAAUGAACAAUGUGGCAGAGAAAGAAGAGGAAAUGGUUGUAUGUUGUAUCACUUGUGAUGAUGCACUCUAGAAGAGUAACUGCAUACCGAAGAAGAGAAUUUACAUGCAGAAAUUCAUACUUGAAAAAUAUGUUUUAUUGUUAAUGAGGAAUGCUGUAUACAUAGAUAUAAACUGAUAUUUGUGGAAUAUUACACCACAAGAAAAACUUUGCAUUGGCCAUUGUAAGCCCAUUGUGUAAACUUAGAAGAAACUAAAGAAAUAAAAUAUAAUUGGGUGCUCAGUAACUAUCAGUUACUGUUACCAGCUGGGAGUAGUAGCUGAACAUAAUCCAGACCUUCUGACAACAAAACCCACCCUGAUUAUGAUUUGAUUUGAUUCAGUGUGAUUGGUGGGAGGAAGAAGCUUAUUUCAUCAGUCAAGAAGCUGGUGUAUUCUUCACCAUUUUUUUUAUUCCCAGAAGCUUAAUGAAGAUGAAUGUCUGACACAGAGCAGUGCAGAUAAGAGUCACCCUGACAAAAGCCAAUCUGUCAAGAGAGUGUGGUCCUUGAUUUGAUUGCAUGCAAGUUUUGAAGCAUGAUGUACUUCUUUUUUAACCCCAAGUAGAAGCCAAGUUUUGAUAUCCUUUCCACCAGCAUAAAUCCGAUACAAGGAAUUACUCUGGAUAUAAUUGACAGCAAGAUCCAGCCCAGAGUAUUAAAAUAGCGGGUAACAUUCCACAUUUCAGCAGUGAUGUAAUUGUAAAUCACUGAGACAGCAUAUUUUGAAUUGCUAGUAAACUUUAAAAAUAUUUUGAAGCUCUAUGUGAAUGAUCACAU
Messenger RNA from Ficedula albicollis (Collared flycatcher), 3091 nucleotides. RefSeq names its product solute carrier family 24 member 4 (gene SLC24A4). The record is from RefSeq and is a predicted model, not a curated record. The coding region runs from base 56 to 1693 and encodes 545 amino acids. NCBI's taxonomy places the organism in Eukaryota, Metazoa, Chordata, Aves, Passeriformes, Muscicapidae. The transcript has 17 exons. Gene Ontology annotation, biological process: calcium ion transmembrane transport; sensory perception of smell; intracellular calcium ion homeostasis. Gene Ontology annotation, cellular component: membrane. Gene Ontology annotation, molecular function: calcium, potassium:sodium antiporter activity; calcium channel activity.